AUGGGACACAAACUGUCCAAAGGACAUACAAGAAACAUCGAUAUCAUCCCUCAAGGUCGUUUCUCCAUCAGUGAAGAAGCACCGCCGAGCUACAUUGCGCGCGAUGAAAACGCCUCUCCAGGUGUUAACCGCGUUGAGAGCGCUACAGAAAUGACGCACGUCUCCGUGAUACAGUCUGGCACUACGGGGACUUCCGACGCGCGUCGAGGCUCGCAGCAGGAUGUCAGACGCCCGUCCCUGUAUAGCACCAUAGAUGUGGGGCCACAAUUAGACUUAUAUUUAAACACUAUCAUUGGUCGCCAACGACCUAGCAGACCAUCCCUGGAGGUUCUUCGCAAGCCCUUUGAUGAUGGAGAUACUGCCAGUAAUGCAGAGGGCUCAGGGAACGGAAGCCUGCCAGGCAUCCCAGAUGAAGAGGGCAAUGUUGAGGGGGCGAAAAAGGCAAAACCGCCAGUCCGCUUUGGAUGGGUGACCGGGGUCAUGAUUCGCUGUAUGCUUAACAUCUGGGGAGUCGUUCUUUUUCUUCGUUUGUCCACCAUCACAUCUUCAGUGGGCAUCAUUCUCACUUGGGUCAUCAUCCUGUUGUCCGUUGUCAUAACUUCAGUGACUGCCCUCUCUGUAUCUGCCAUUGCCACCAACGGGAGAGUAAAGUCAGGGGGCGCUUACUUCAUGAUCUCCCGAACACUGGGCCCAGAAGUAGGGGGGCCCAUCGGGAUGGUGUUCUCCUUUGCCAAUGCCAUAGCCUGUUCGUUGAACACGGUGGGGUUUGCUGAGACUGUCCAGAAACUUCUCGAAGAAAAUUAUGUCACUAUGGUAGACAAGACGAAUGACGUGCGGAUUAUAGGAGUGAUCACAGUCACUGUGCUUCUCUUCAUUUCACUAGCUGGAAUGGAGUGGGAAUCUAAGACUCAGAUCGUUUUCUUCCUGGUGCUUAUAGUGACCUUUGUCAACUACUUUGUGGGCACAUUUCUUCCUCCCACACCUCUGAAAGAAUCUCAAGGCUUCUUCGGAUAUCACAAGGAGAUUCUCAUAGAAAACCUGCUGCCAGAGAAGGGCAAAAACAAUAUCAUUCAAGAAUUCUUCAGCAUGUUUGCCAUAUUUUUCCCUUCUGCCAUUGGCAUCCUUGCUGGGGCCAACAUCUCUGGUGACUUAAAGGACCCAGAGCAUGCUAUACCCAAAGGGACACUCAUGGCCAUCCUCACCACCACCGCCAGCUAUCUGGCCAUCUCUGCAACCGUGGGUUCGUGUGUGGUUCGUCAUGCCACAGGAAACCCAAACGACAGCUUCUCUUUGGCGAACAUGUCAGAAGUGUGUGAGGGCGUGGCCUGUAACUUUGGCUGGAACUUCAGAAACUGCUCACAUGGAUUGGACUGCAAAUAUGGCCUUGAGGCUGACACUGGGGUGCUAAGGAUGGUAUCAGGUUUCGGACCUCUCAUCAUCGCUGGGAUCUUUGCUGCCAGUCUAUCCUCUGCUCUUGCCUUCCUGGUCUCUGCCCCGAAAGUGUUUCAGUGUCUUUGCAAAGACAACAUAUACCCCUACAUUGGCUUUUUUGCAAAGGGUUAUGGGAAGAAUGAUGAGCCUCUACGUGGUUACGUUCUAACUUAUUUUAUUGCAGCAGCAUUCAUUCUGAUUGGUGACUUGGACAUUGUUGCCCCCGUCAUUUCGAACUUUUUCCUCUGCUCGUACGCGCUCAUCAACUUUAGUUGUUUCCACGCCUCUACCACAAACUCGCCAGGCUGGAGGCCUUCCUUUCGUUACUACAACCGCUGGGUGGCAUUGUUUGGGGCCAUCGUCUCUGUGGUGCUCAUGUUCAUGCUGACGUGGUGGGCUGCCCUCAUCACCCUCUGCCUCAUCCUCUUCCUCUUCGGCUACAUCAUCUACAAGAAGCCAGAGGUGAACUGGGGCUCCUCUGUACAGGCGAGCACCUACAACAUGGCGUUGUCCUACUCAGUCUCUCUGUCAGCGGUGGAAGACCAUGUCAAGAACUACAGGCCUCAGUGUUUGGUGCUGACAGGGCCGCCAGUCGUUCGUCCGGCACUGGUGGACUUUGUGGGCUCCUUCACUAAGAACAUCAGUCUGAUGGUCUGUGCAGACAUCCUUAUGGUAGGCUCAAAAUCAGCGCUUACCCAGCACAGUGCAGAUAGUCUUGUGAAGUGGCUGAACCGCCGAAAGGUCCGCUCCUUCUACACUCAGCUGAAUGGAGACAGUCUGAGAGAAGGAACAAAGACACUUUUGCAGUCUACAGGUCUGGGGAAAUUGAAGCCCAACAUUCUGGUAAUGGGAUUUCAGACCAACUGGAGAGGUGGCUCCCCCUACAGCAUGGAGGACUAUGUGAAUACUAUUCAUGAUACAUUUGACGCAAACUAUGGCGUAUGCAUUCUGAGAAUGAUGGAUGGCCUUGACAUGACCGAAGAGAUGUUAUGUGAAGAUAAUGCUGCCUUUGAACCAGAUGAGUCACCUGAGCAACAAUCCAAUAAUGACUCCACAGAAGAUGACUCAGACCAUCACAUUCCCAGCUGCCAAAUCUCUACAGUCUUCCAGUCCAAGCAAGGGAAGAAGACCAUAGACGUGUACUGGAUAUCUGAUGAUGGAGGUUUGACUCUGUUAAUUCCGUACCUGUUGACCAGAAGAAAGCGUUGGCGUCAAUGUAAAGUCCGCGUCUUUGUAGUGGGGCAACAACAGACCAUUGAGGAAGAUCGCAAAGAGAUGGUGUGCUUGCUUCAACGUUUUCGCCUGGAUGUCCAUGAUGUCAUCGUCAUAACAGACAGCGAGCGUCCACCGCUGGCCAAAAGUUUGGAAAGAUUUGAGAACUUCAUCGCCCCCUUCAGGCUAAAAAGUAGAGAGCACGAGGAUGACAUUAUUCAGCCAGAGAGGACAGAAAGUCCCUGGCGGGUGUCUGACAAAGUGCUGGAUGCAUUGAGGAUGAAGUCUGAGAGGAAGGUGCGUCUGAAUGAGAUCAUCCGUAGGAAUUCCAGGCAGGCUGCUUUGGUCAUUGUGAGUAUGCCUGUUCCUCAGAGUGACUGUCCCAGCUCUCUGUACAUGGCCUGGCUGGAUGCUCUGACCUGUGGCCUUCACUGCCCAGUUCUGCUCAUACGAGGCAACCAGCAGAACGUGCUCACCUUCGACUGCCAGUGA
Messenger RNA from Sardina pilchardus (European sardine), 3135 nucleotides. RefSeq names its product solute carrier family 12 member 3-like. Gene Ontology annotation, cellular component: apical plasma membrane. Lineage: Eukaryota; Metazoa; Chordata; Actinopteri; Clupeiformes; Clupeidae. The record is from RefSeq and is a predicted model, not a curated record. Gene Ontology annotation, biological process: sodium ion transmembrane transport; potassium ion import across plasma membrane; chloride ion homeostasis. The transcript has 26 exons. The coding region runs from base 1 to 3135 and encodes 1044 amino acids. Gene Ontology annotation, molecular function: sodium:potassium:chloride symporter activity.